This is a messenger RNA of Spizellomyces punctatus DAOM BR117, 3288 nucleotides long. RefSeq lists its product as uncharacterized. Gene Ontology annotation, biological process: resolution of meiotic recombination intermediates. The coding region runs from base 4 to 3288 and encodes 1094 amino acids. The record is from RefSeq and is a predicted model, not a curated record. The transcript has 17 exons. Gene Ontology annotation, molecular function: single-stranded DNA binding; ATP hydrolysis activity. Gene Ontology annotation, cellular component: condensed nuclear chromosome. Lineage: Eukaryota; Fungi; Chytridiomycota; Chytridiomycetes; Spizellomycetales; Spizellomycetaceae.
GAUAUGGAAUUGUACAUAGAUCCCAACGAAGAUGACAGCUGGAGGAAAGAUGUCGUCAAUGAGUUACAAGAUCUGCUGGAUUUUGAUCAAGGUUGGGAAGAGGACUUCUUCCAGCGUACUCUGAGAGGCUCAGCGGCGCCCUUUCCCAAUACUGAGUAUGACACAGAAAGCCUUUUACCGACGUUGAAUGCGCUUGCAAUAUCCCUGGGCUUGGAACGCGAAGAUGUAGAGGUGGGAGAUAUCCUCGACGACCUUCUUGACGAGGAAUGGGCGAUGGACGAAACCAUGUUUCGGAAGGAAGGAGAUGGUGUUGUAUUUGUGGGGCAUAUGGCGAUAUUAGAGGAGAUUGCUCGUGGACAGUGGCAAGAGGAGGCGGACUGUGCUCUGGUCAGGACUAUCAAAGGGGAAGGGGGUACCAUGUUGGAUGGACGACGGAAGCUUUCCAAACUCGAAGAGCCCAUCCUACCAGCAAAGACCACUGGGACCUCCGCCUAUCCAUUGUUCAAACCUUCACCAUCUCUGAAGGAUGUGUCCGCCAAGCUCCCUCUUUUGCGGAUACCUGAAACCAACGACUUCGUUGGACGAAGCAGCACAGAAUUGCUCUUGAACGAGGGAUUUAUCGCUACAAGAGAUGCGGUUGAUAUUCUCCUAGAAGUUUUGCCUACUUCGAGCGAUAUUGGCGUCUCUGAUACUGGGGAUGGAGAAUGCAGCGCGAAGGGGAUGCGUCGUGCAGUUGAAGAGAUGCUUUGCCGUACGCCCCGAAAAAUGACAUGUCUUGAAUCCCCCAUCUUUGCUAAUCGCCAUGACCCUGAAGAGAUCUCUCGAAUAGUCUUUCUCCAACGUGCUGGCAACAAAACUCCUCCGCCGGAAGAUUCGCUGGAGAGUGAUGCACCCUUUAACGCAUUGGUCGAAGGAAUUCGACAGAUUGAUCCAUUGAUGGAAUUGAAGGAAAAUGAGGAAGAUGAGGGAAGAGACCAAAGAGUGCCUGGUUUGGAGAAAGUUCUGCACGAAUCUUUAGCGUCCCAGGAGGAUAGAGUCCACCUACAGAGCAUCCUAGAGGACUUUCAAAGUCAGCAAAGUGCCAGACAAGUGGCAGGACACUGGAUUCAAUCUGAACAUGAGCAUGAGUAUGCUGCCUUGGAAAAUACUAGUCGAAAAAGAGCACGGAAGAUUACCCAGAUAGAGCUACCUAUAUUUCCUUCUUCGAGUGAACCGGGAGUAGGGUCAAAACGUCAUAAGCGGGAUGAUUCGCCUUCAGAAUGCUUUUCGGAUGCAAUGCGAGUGGUCCUCGACGCAUAUCCUACUACGAACUUGUCCCUGAGUACCGAUCAAGACAAUGAAAACCCACUCAAAGACAAAGCAGAAAUGGAAGUUGACCAAGAAUUGGAAAAGUUGUUUGAUUUUAAUGUGGCUAGUGCAAAUCAUGUUGCUGCCAUAUUGGACGCGGAAUGGGAUAUGGCAUCCAUGAGGCAACUUACCGCUCCCACUCUGCCACGACCUGACCCCUUCCACCCAAACCCGGAUCCGUGGCCAAACUUUAAAGCCCUACUCACCGAACACCUCAACAUUCGAGCGUUCGAAAGUUUCACCUCGGUAGAACUAGCGCUGAUGCAUUGGAACCCUGUUGCAGCAAUGCAGCGGAUAUUCCCGGGUCGGGUUGUUAUCGACAGAGAUCGGUUUGUGCAGGAUAUUCUGAAGGAGGGAUUGGAAGAUCCGGUUGCUGUUGAUCUUGAUUUUGAGGGGAUUGAUGUUGGCAGAGAUGCAUACCGCGAUAUGCUGCCUUAUCACGAGAAACUCAAGGGCGAUGAGUUUAUUGACACAAUUCGCUCGGUUUGUCCACGGCAAUCCGCUGAAGUUCUGGAAGAUCACAGGCAAUUAAAAUCGAUCGAUCCGCUGGCACGGGUCUUAAAUGGUGUCAGAGAGAUUUCAUCGACUGCCGUGAUCGGCGAUGGUCAUGGGCAAGGUGAACGCACCAAUGUUAAAGACCGAGGGUUUUCUGGGACGUUUUUUCCCUCAGGAGCGCCAGACACUAGGGAAGUCAUACGCCCAACACCUGAUGAGCAAAAAUGCGAUGAAAUUCUUUCGCAACCGAAGCUCACCGCGGUUCCCAGUUCACCUAUCCGGAGCGCCCAUGCCCCGACGAUCGAGCCUACCACCGGAGCCUCUUUGGGAAGUUCGACUGUCUCAGUACAAGCCGACGCGAUUCUUGGCAUUGACGAUCAGGAUCCGAAUGAUGAUGCACAUCCUUUGCGUCAACCGUUUUCGGUACAAUCUUGUUUAGACGAGUUUAUGAUGUUGCGAAGCCGGCAACCAGUACCGAGCAAACCAAAACUUUCCCAAAAAGCAGAAAGGGGAACCAGAAUUGAUACCGUGCCCAAAGCCCAACUUGCUCCUCCUCUUACGAUGCCGAAAAGUGCCACAUGGACCAUACCCGCCUUUGACACCUCAACCGCAACCCGCCACGUCUACAUUGCUGGACAACGACUUCUGACCAACCGAGCGCUAGUAAGGGCAUUGGAGAACGAGUUUGCCGUUGAUUUACUGGAGCGAGAUCUGGAUUUCCGCGGGGCGGGACGUGGGCCGAAUCCUGUCAAUCGAGAUGUUGACCUCAUCCUAGAUGAACGAACUUGCGUCAUAUAUUACCCCUUGAACCACCUUCCCCUGAUAACAACCACACUACCAUCCACUGCGCAGGGUACAGCCCUCUUAACGCACCUGUCAAAGACCGAUUUAGGCCACCUUCUCCUCAAGUCUAUUCUUCAUUACAGCCGGAUCUACGUUGUACUAGAAAAGGAACCAUCCUCGACCUAUGUGUUUACACCACCAGUGGUGAAAGGCUGGAAUGUGCUAUGUGGUUUUUGUGCCUGUUUAGAGGGCAUGGGUGAGGUUGUGCGAUGUUGUAUUUCAAUGAAUACGCGGGAGAGUGCUUGGAUUGCUAGGAAUAUCGGAGAUACGAUUGCCAACAGCUAUUUGGUGCCGAAUGUGACGACUAUGCCACGUUCUUGGUCGUCAAAGACCGCAUAUGAAACUCGGACAUGGCUGGCAAAAGAAGAAUCGGCCCAAGAACGCUUUUUAUCAUCAUUCCCGCCUCUUAAUCCUUUUACAUCCCAAAUUAUCUUGACUCUCAUGACACUACGAGAAUUUUUGGGCAUGGGAUUGGAUGAGAUGCAAGACAAGGUUGGGAUUUGGGUGGGUGAGCGGGGCGUGAGGCUUUUGUAUUCGUUGGUGCAUACUUGUUUGGAUGGGGGCGGUAUACUGGAACAAGAAGAAGAGGAGGAUUGGGUCUAA